AAUGUGAUCGUAUUAAUGAGGUAGCUGCGCACUUUCAGUUGGAUUCGGUACUACGAAUUUCUCAGCCUCAUUGACUGAUUCUCGAGGACACUAAAGUUUUGCACAUGCUACGCGUUUUAUUUGCAUCAUCUUCGGUUGGAGUUAUAAUAAAGCUCUUGUUUCCUUAUGUGAUAUUUUUACAUUUAUUGUUAUUAAGGGUUUCAGUUAUCCUUUGAUGGUCCUAUAUCUUACUCCAAUUUGAUCGUAUGUUGAUUGUUAUAGAAAUAUACAUAUCGUCAAUCCUUGCAUAUUAUUAUCCACUUAGCUCGCGUCAGUGUAUAACGGAAUUAAAUUAGUCAACUACAAUGAUGAAAUUUGAAUGAGCAUAUUUCAUACAAUCGUUGAUCUGAACUGACCACCUGUCAGAGAAACGAAGCGAAAUGACCCUCAGUGGAGAGGGCAUGUAAGCCAACUCGUUUUAAUCAAGCGUGACUCGAUAUUUAUAGUCAGACAAAAAUAAGCUACAGAUAUGUGAUGAGUAAGAUAGGGUAUGCACAUACAUACGCUUACAUAAAAGCAGUCAAAGUUGACAAGCGAAUAAUUAGCAAGGUCAAAAUGUGACACAAGAAAAAUAAAUAAAUCGGCCUGUCCGGAAGCUAGAAUAAGUUAUGUGGCCUUGCAUAGCAGUACAAUCCUGUCAUUAAUAUUCAGGGCUGAAUCUUGAUCAUUCUUUGUGUUUAUAUGUGCGUUUGGUCCAGGGACAUUCAGCUUGUUAAUCUCAAAUAGGAUAAAAGUUACAUCCCGAACUCUAAUACUAAUUAAAUUUGCAUAAAGCCAAAGCAGUGAUUUGGGCAUUCAUUAUUUUUCAUGAUUUCCCAUCAGGUUCUAACAACCAUAUAUAUAUAUAUAUUAAGAUGUAACACUGAGGUAUGAUAUAAUGCGAAACAACUGACAUUGAUGGCGGAAAGAAUUAGAAGUACAAGGAUUAUCUUUGUAGAAAUAGGCGUGAAGUGAUUUAGAGAUUUGAACACGUGAUGAGAAGCUAUGAAAUAUAGUGAAUUAAUAUUAAUCUGCCCCAAUCAUUGUUUUAGCAUUAGUCAGAUCUAUAAAAGAAACCAAUUGGAUAAAACUAAUUAAAUUUCAUGUAGUCUAAGGAACUUGGUUUCAUAAUUGUGAAACACGUUUCAUCCACCAUAUAUUCACGGUCCAACAAAUCUUUUAUGAGCUUUGUUCUUUCUCUCUCUUUACUAAAAAAGUUGGAGUUGUUGUUUACAGUCGUUCUCAAACUAGAUUUUAACGGUAAUUUUUUACCAUAAUUGACAUUCUGUGUAUUUUUCACACAAAUCGUUAUAAAGUAUCAUUCUGAUAUAAUUUUCUUUUUGUAUCAGAUACCAAAUGUACUCAUGUUAACAGGUGUCCCAUGUAGCACUACAGUGAAAUCAUUUGUAAAAGAAAUAACAGAAUUCUUCAAGAUUAAUCAUCCAGACUUGAAGGUAAAAUGGAUUGAGCCGGUUUAUUUAGUUCGAAAUUUGAUGGAACUCGAACAAGCAAAAGCUGAAACAGAGAUUUAUCUACGCGCUUCAGUUGAACAAUUAGAAAUAACUGGUGAACAGCCAACCUAUCAUAAUUUCGGUACUAUUUGUCAUAGACGGGGUAUGAGUAAAUCAGACGCCGAUGCAAUUGCAGUGUAUAAAAAACAAUUAGAUGUGCUUGAAACACAAAUCAACACUUUUUACGCAAUCAGUGGCCUAUCGAACAUUGAAUUUUUAAUGAAGGAAAAUCCUGGAAAAAAUCUUACUGAUUUACUCGAUAUACCGCAUACAGGAAUUGUUUUUAUCGGUCUAGAAAAUUCAGGACAAGUUCUAAGAUUUCUGUCUUCAUACACAACUUAUCCGCUGCAUAUAUUUCCAAUCAACAAUACUAUACAUAUACAAAGCUAUUGUAAACAACAUCGUCCUUGGCGUAAUUUACACUAUAUUGAGAAACCAAAACGAUCUUAUCUAUUCAGUCAUGCUUAUUUAGCCCCACCAUCAUCAGACUUGUUGUGGCUGAAUAUAACUUCCACAACGCAUCAUGGAUCUAAAUGGUGGUUACGUGUAGUUGGAAUUCGUGUAGCUGUUGUUUUGUUGGCAUUCGUCUUAACAUCACCUGUUUAUAUACUUACUAUUGUAAAUUUUACUGGAUUAUUCGACUGGUUGGGUAAAAUUUCGCGUCCAUUUAUUUCUAAAUGGGUCCCGGCAUCAAUUUUAGCAGGGGUCUCAGUACUUCUAACACGUCUAGUAAUCAUCAGUGAAUAUUGGACGAGACAUAAGACACGUGGAGGUUUAGAAAGUGUUAUCUACCGAAAUGCUUAUUGGUUCUUAUUUUUUACAGUGUUAUUAUUACCUUCUCUUGGAAUAACAGGUUUUCCAGCUCUGUUACAUCAGCUUAUAACAACUAAAGUGAAUCAUUCAAAUCCAUUUGCUUUUUACGUACCAUUUCGAACAGAAUGUAUAUUCUUACCAGACAACGGUGCAUUAUUUAUCAAUUAUGUAAUAACAUGUGCAUUACUUGGAACAGGUUUACAAAUUCUACGUUUGGGUCAUAUUUUUCGAAAUUUGGUUAGACGAUACAUUUACGCUCAUACUGUGGCAGAAAGAAAAAUUUUCUCUGAACCUCAACCGGAAGCAUUCGCAUUUGGAGAAAACUAUGCAUUUCUGUCAGUUGUUCAUACAAUUAUUAUUGCUUACACACCAGUGUGUCCAAUCAUCUACGUCUUUGGUUUAGUGUACUUUCUAUUUAAAUUUCUUAUCGAUAAGUUUAUGCUUGUAUGGAUUUAUGAUCCGUUGCAAUCAGAUAUAUGUGGAUGGACUGAAAUAGACAAAAAGAACUAUCAAUAUAUUUAUCAUUUGAAAUGGUUUCUUCAAUCAGCUCGAUUUAGUUUAACUGGAGUUUGUAUGGCAUCUAUCAAUGUGUUUGCUUUUUACUCACUACGAUGGUCUUCUGUAGAAUUACGCCCACUGAUCAUCGCCUAUUUUGUUUUGACUAUGGUUACGAUAAUAAUAUCUGUAAUAUUUUCUGCUUUUGUCAAAUACCAUUUAUCUUCUCUUAUAUGCCCUGUUUCUGUAUGCAGAAAAUAUUCCGGUCAUUAUCGUAAACUGAUUGACUAUAAUCAAAACGAAAUGAUCUCCAGCUCAAUUAUAUGCACUUGCCCUAAAUUAUACCUUGAUACUUCUAUAACUGAAAAAGAUUACACAAUUCCUAUUUUACGUAAGUUCAAAUUGUGAGAAAUUUCAUAUCUAUCAAAGAUACAUUUUAGCAAUCUUAUAAACAGAAAAAAAAACAACUUUAAACUUCGGUUUUGGUUUUGAUUAUUACUUUUUGUAUAUUGAAAUGUAAUUUACCGUUACUUCUGCAAAAAGACCAUACUGACUUCAUUGUUAUAUUUCCAAUAUCUUAUUAUUUAAUAUUUUUUUUCCAUAUUGAACACAGAGUUAAAGGAUUUAAUCAAGUUGUAUGAAUAUAGAACAAUGAUUUUUCCGAUUAUCAAUCUUCUUAUCUCUGUUAAAUGGACAUUGUUUUGACACUAAGAUCAAUAAGCCAACUGACACUUAAAAGAUUUUAUAAUUUCUUAAGUUCUUUUAAUAAGUGUAAAAUCCACAAUAUAUAAUUCAAAUGUAUUUAUCAUAAUCAAUCGAGAAAAUCAAGUUACAUACGCAUAUAUACAUAUAUUAGUGAGGGUAUGAUAGUUUUCAGUAUGGGAUGAUCGAGCAAUAUCAUGGAUUGAUUGAAGUUAGACAUUAAAACCGCUGUAUGCCAGCUCAGUGGUUCAUAGGUUAAGUGUUCUCCCUGGAGAUCAAUGGUCCUGAGUUCGUGUUCCGCAUGUGUGAUAGUGGAUGUGCACUGUUUAUGGGUCCCGUACUAAAAUGAAAUGGCCAUUCAGUGAUUCUGGGUUUUCAGCGGUAGUCUCACCUAGAUCGGUUCAUGAUUUCAACUAUUACCACUACUACAGUCUCUAUAAGUACUUAAUUACUUACCUACGCCUGUUACUCCCAAUGGAGC
Messenger RNA from Schistosoma rodhaini, 4020 nucleotides. Lineage: Eukaryota; Metazoa; Platyhelminthes; Trematoda; Strigeidida; Schistosomatidae. The record is from the annotation of a GenBank genome assembly.